This is a messenger RNA of Drosophila hydei, 1213 nucleotides long. Its product is annotated as triple functional domain protein-like. NCBI's taxonomy places the organism in Eukaryota, Metazoa, Arthropoda, Insecta, Diptera, Drosophilidae. The record is from RefSeq and is a predicted model, not a curated record. Gene Ontology annotation, biological process: axon guidance. Gene Ontology annotation, cellular component: cytoplasm. Bases 1 to 1053 code for a protein of 350 amino acids. The transcript has 3 exons. Gene Ontology annotation, molecular function: guanyl-nucleotide exchange factor activity.
AUGAGCUGUAGCGGCAAUUCAAGACUGACCAGCGGCGAUGUAGCCGAGCAGUGCUGUCGCAAUGUGCUCAACGAACUGAUCUGCACAGAGGAGCAAUAUGUCGAGGAUCUGAUCAAUGGCAUUGAGCGUUAUAGUCGCAUCUUUAGACGCCGUUCAACGUUGCCGCCGGGUCUCGUUGGACAGCAGCACGUUCUCCUCUCGAAUAUUACAGAGAUUGCGGCGCUCCAUCGGCAUCGCAUUCUGCCCCUGAUGUUGCAUCAUCGCCAGCAGCUGGAACUGCUCUUCGAGCGCUGGUAUUCACUCGUUGAGCGCGACUUUUUUUACUGCUAUGUUCUGUUCGUGGCUAAUCAGCGGAAUAGUCUGCAUCUCUAUCAUUCCCAUGAGCUUUAUUUUAAGCGUCUGCAAAAACCAAUGGGCGAUCCGCUGGGCAUACGCAGCUUUCUACUGAAACCUGUGCAGCGUAUAGCGAAAUAUCCACUGUUACUCAAUAGAUUCAUUCAGUUAUUCUUCGAGCAUCGUCAGGGUAUCUCGAAGCACGUAUUCACGUUGGCCUGCCGACUAGAGAAACGACUGCGCGAGCUCUUGGAGCGGGCCAAUCAAUCAGAUCAGCUCAACGACAUUAAGAACUUCCGCGUGUCCAGCAUACUCAACGAGGCGGGCUUUGUUACUAUGGGCGACUUCCAGCUGAUCGAUGUUACACUGCGCCGCUGUUACACCUGCAAAUUGUUUGCAUUUAACACCUGCAUCAUCUACACGGAGUGUAAGGGCAACGAGCAACUGUUGCGUGGCACUUUCGCUCUGCCGGAUGUUUGCUUUGUGGCCAAGCAGAAGUCCUUUCUGCUGUGCAAUAAGCAGCACGAAUGUGAGUUCCUUUGCCCGCUAGCAUUGCUUAAAAAAUGGGAGUCGAUAGUGCAUCGGCUGCUUGAACAGUGCGUGAGUAUGGCAAUUGGCGAUGUCGCCAAGGAUACAAAGCACUACGCGGACGACACCAGCGGGCAGCAGCAAGUGGCGCAACGCAAAUCGAUAAACCGCACCAUCUGGUACACGAUGUAGUGACCCAUCCACACAGAAGCGACAUCUUUCUCCUCGCUUACUCGCCUCACCACCUACUGCCACUCUUCGAUGUGAUAUGUGUUUCAGUUGAAACUGAAUCAAAACGGAUAAAAACUGCCGCAAUGGUUGCUACGCGACUCACAAAGCAAACCGAAAACAA